AUGGAAGAGCUAUCACCGAGUAUUCAAAAGAGGAGUUUACAUUUGCCACCGGAGCUGUGGCUUCAAAUCCUCCCCGAUCUCUCCCCACGCGACCUCAAGGCUCUCCAUCCGAAUUUCCCUUAUCGCCAACUUAUCCACCCCUUUCUAUUCCGCAGAAUCAAAUUAUCAGCAGAUUCGCUAGCAGCUUUCGAAGAGGGCGGCUAUCUCUCCCAUUUACGAAGAAAUGUCAAACACAUCACAUUCACCGGGCUCAACGAACGUCGACUCCUCCAAACCCUCGUCCUCGCGGAUCUUUACACGGAAGUUCUAGAAAGCUUCACAGGCGUAGAAAGCUUACAUAUCCCCUUCGGUGCUACUCAUCACAUCCGAGAACCAUUAUUCAUUGCUAUCCUGGACCGAAUUUCUCUAUAUCCCAUGUACGACACCCUCAAAGUCUUAUCCGUAGAAUGCGAAGAAAACCAGUAUAAAUACGACUCGGACGAACGACGCAGGUUAGAGGCAUACCUUGAGGAACAUAAAGACGACGAAGAUGGGUUUCUAUUCCCGUUAAAAAAACAAUGGGAUUGGUCCCAUAGGGACGUUUCGACGACUAUCGAAUUCCCUCCUGCACUGGAAGAAGCUUCUAUACGGAAAGAAUCCUACUUUUAUCUGGAAGAUAACUCAUCGGUUUAUACAAAUCCAUUCAUGAUCUUUCAGUUCUCCUCCGCUACUCUUCGAAAACUCAAGAUAUCAACGGAAAGACUCCACUGCGGUGUCAAAUUCGACGAAAGUUUCGGAAGCGGUCGGCAAAGGGAAUACGACAACCUUGAGAAGAUUUGUUAUCCGAACGUAACGGAGUUAUGGAUUACAAUCGACUAUACCGUCAGUAAUCGAAACUUUUGGUACCUUAAUCAGCGAUUUCCACAUGUCGAGGAUUUGAGAAUCGAUGGGCUAGCAGGAUACGGCAGCAGUAUACCGCAAGGGAAAGCUAUCUACAAAAGACUCGCAAGACUUCAAUACUUAAAAAGAGUUAGACUCCCUUGGCCGGCGGAAGAAUACCAUGGAAUGGAAGAAAACGGGGAGGAUAAACUCGUUCCGCAGCGGAGACUAAGAAACGCUGUCGACACCUGGAUAAACGCCGGACUCGAGGACUUGGAAGAGGUCAUGUUCAUCAGCAGAAUCCGGUAUACCGAAAAGGGCAAGAACAGCCCAACAUAUAAAGAUGCCAAUGUUCUACACUUCAAAGUCAUGAAAAAUUGGGAUGAAUGGGAUCUGAAAUGGAGGGAAGCCACGUAUACCCCUGAGGAAAUGCAGGCUGAUGAUUGGUGUAUGGAUGCACGCCAGAACGACAAGUGGAACACAGGGCAAAUGCCCGACGAAGAGGAGGAAGCGGAUUAUGAUGAAGGAGCAGACUCAGAAGUUGAAUGGAGGUAUGAUACUCCUUAUUGGAGGCAUAGGCUUCGGGGAUAUCCUGAUUCAGACGGAGCUAGCCUUACAUCACAGAAUGCAUAA
Orbilia oligospora ATCC 24927 is the source of this 1491-nucleotide messenger RNA. RefSeq lists its product as uncharacterized. The record is from RefSeq and is a predicted model, not a curated record. NCBI's taxonomy places the organism in Eukaryota, Fungi, Ascomycota, Orbiliomycetes, Orbiliales, Orbiliaceae. The transcript has 2 exons. Bases 1 to 1491 code for a protein of 496 amino acids.